Messenger RNA from Micropterus dolomieu (smallmouth bass), 902 nucleotides. It is a transcript of the gene lg22h15orf40, whose product is annotated as linkage group 22 C15orf40 homolog. Lineage: Eukaryota; Metazoa; Chordata; Actinopteri; Centrarchiformes; Centrarchidae. Gene Ontology annotation, cellular component: cytoplasm. The transcript has 5 exons. Bases 51 to 575 code for a protein of 174 amino acids. The record is from RefSeq and is a predicted model, not a curated record.
UUCCGCUCCCUGCCGAAGCUAACAGCUGGCAGCUAACAGAGGACAGCUAGAUGCUCUCCCGGUCAGGUUUUACCGUAACCGGUAGUUUUAUCAGGUUAAUACCGAAAUAUUUUGUGACGUUAAACCGCUUAUGUGACGUCGUCCCGGUAAACGUGCCUCCUCUGUCCGGUGUUCACGGGUUAACGUUGAGAAGUUACUGCAGACAAAUGCCUAAAAAAGAGAAAGCGGUGAAAAGACAGCCGGCUGGCGGUGGAGCGGCAGAGGCAGGGGCGUCUUGUCCGGUGGCCCGAGACAAAAGCGGUGCUGUUACCAUAACGGUGCACGCGAAGCCCGGGUCCAAACACAGCAGCAUCACAGAGGUUUCUGCAGAGGCGGUGGGAGUCGCCAUCGCAGCACCUCCGACGGACGGAGAAGCAAACACUGAGCUCAUUCGGUACCUGGCUGAAGUCCUGGACCUGAAGAAAAGUCACAUCUCUCUCGACAAGGGCUCCAGGUCCAGAGACAAACUCGUCAAAGUGGACUCCUCUCUGAGUCCGGAGGAGGUGCUGAGGAGGCUCAGGGAGGCUGCCGGCUGACAGGAGGGACGGAGGAGGUGGACGGAGGCUGAAACAGGCUGCAGGCCCUCAAGAGGACAGAGGAGCUGGACCAGGAUGGGUACUGGGACACCAACAUCACCAUGGAAACCAACCAUUCCCCUAACCAACCACCAGAGAGCAGGGAGGCGUCUCCAUCCCUGGACCUGCAGGAGCUUCAGGAGAGACGCUGCAGACGUGACGUUCACGUGUUGGGAAGUUUAAAGUGACUCGUGUUAAAAAGUUUUUGGGGUUUUUUUCUGCUUGUCAUUUGGUUGAACGACCUGUUGACCUUUUUAAAUAAACACAUUAUGGAUCUGUAUCAUAAAA